AUGCCGAAGAGCAUGAACCUGCGCGUUCCGUCGAGACGCCAGUAAAGGUAGAUGAUGGCAAAGAUAACACGGAAGACUUGAGACUUCCGUUCCCCCUAAGCGUGCCUGACUCCCGACUCAGGAGCCGUUCAAUAUCCCCUCCUGGUUCGACGAAGGCCAUGGUUGAUGUGGGCCCGAAAUCUCGAAGCAGGCCUACCUCGCCCGAAUCGAACCGACAGCGACAGUCGCUUCGUGCCACUGAUGGUGACCGAUCACGGCGACUCUCCAUGCUUCAAGAUUCACCCACAGCUAUUCCACUACAAUUCCGUCAUCCGCCCUCGAUAUCGCCUACAGGCCACCGCUCGCCAUCUGUUGGUUCUCCCGAGCCGCCUGCUCCAUCACUCAGCUCCCCACCUGAGAGACGUGCUCGGCGAAGAUCAAUGGAAUUUGUGAACUCGCGCGAGAUCAUGCCGUUAUUCCUUGUCGAGCAGAAUGGGCAGCACCAGCACCCUAUCGAGGGGCAACUUCCAUCAUUGCCGUCGAGUAAGAGUUCGUCAAGGACUUCAUCGCCAGUAAAGAAUCCAGGGCCGGAUGAAAAAGACUGGGAAGUGGUUGAGCCGAUUCAAGAUGGGAAUGUUGAAGAGGAGUCGAAGCCUGAGUCUUCCACCGUCAUUCCUUCUCAGGAGCCCGCUUCGAGCCAAGAGGAGCAACCUAAGUCUGAGCCGUCUACCGUGAUUCCUCAAGAAAUCGCUGCUAGCCAAGCGGAGCAAUCCAAGGCUGAUCUAUCGACCUCUGCUCAAGACUCCGAUGAGCUGGAAAAAGAGGGAGAGGGGAAUAUCUGCAGGGAGUUGGAAGCCGGAGAACCAAUCGACGAGCCACUCCCGCCCCUCCCGUCCAGCCAUGGCUCCCUUAACGCAUCGGUAGAGGACUUGAGUGUUGUUCCCGAUGUGCAAAGCUGGAAGGUGCUUGACCUGACCCACGAUAUGCACCCUAAGGAGGAAGCCAAGCCUGAUCUCACGACUCGUUCUGAGGAACGUCGUGGCGAGGAAGAUUAUGCGAAGGAGAUCGAGAAGCCGGAGACUCAAGAACCAAUUGAUGAACCACUUCCAUCACUCCCGUCGAGCCAUAGUUCAUUAAACUCUCCGGCAAGGAACCUGGAAACUGAUCCAAAUGAGAAAAACUGGAAGGCAUUUAACUUAACCCAGGAUGUCCACCCUAAAGAGGAGGUCAAGCCUGGUCCGUCUCCAGAACCCAGUGGUGAGGAGGAGCUGAAGGAGAAGGAUAAAGAUGAAAGGGACAUUCAAAAGGUUGAAGCCCAGGCACCAAUUGAUGAGCAGUUUCCAACUCUCCCGCCGAGCAAUGGUUCACUCAAUACAUCGGUAGAAGAUCUGAGCGCUGUCCCUGAUGAGCAAACCCGGGACCCAGCCGACUUAACCGGAGAUACCCCGUUUGAGGAGCAGCUGAAGCCUGAGCCUUCGAUCUCGACACCUGCACUCCAGUCCGAGGAUCGAUCCAAGCCAAGUUCUCCGAUCAUAAACCCUUCUUGUGAACCCACUGACGGUGACAAGACGGAGGAAGAAAGCGGAGCAAAGGACAUAAGUGAAAAAGCAUUGACCCAAGAGCCAGUCAAUGUGCCACUUUCACCACUCCCCUUAAACAAAGGCUCAUCGUUGAACGCGUCGGUUGAGAACCUCGUCCCAGGUGAGGAAGACUGGAAUCCGAUAGAUCUGACACAAGCGGUUCAUGAGGAGCAGCCUGAGUUUGGUCUCUCUUUCAGGGAACCCGUUGAUGAUGAUGGGGAAAAGGAGAAUGAAAAGGCAAAGGCCCCGGAGCCAAUUGACGGACAACUUCCAACCCUCCCAAGUAACGGCUCAUCUCUCAACGCGUCGGUAGAGUACUUGCGUGCUGUUCCUGGUGAGGACAGCUGGGACAUGGUAGACCAACCUGAUGUCCCAACCUCGAUUCCUUCUCAGGAGCCCGUCCGAGACCCAGAUUCUCAGCCUGAAGAAAAACCCAAAUCUGAGCUCUCAAUUACAUUCCCCUUCCAAGAACCUGCCAUGCAUCAAGAGACCCAGCCAGAGGAUCAUCAACAAUUUGGUCAGAUCUCGUCUCAGGAAACUGUUCCGAACCAGGAUCCUCAGCCAGAAAACAGACCCAAGUCUGAGCUCACAAUAAAAUUCCCUUCCCAGGAGCCUGCUUUGAAUCAAGAGGCUCAACCAGAGAAGCAGUCUGAACGUGGUCUUUCAAUGACGCCUCAUUAUCUGGAGCCCAUUCUAGAAGAGGCUGAGGACGAAGUGCAGCCUAACCCGUCAACUACAAUCCCUUCUCAACCCGCUCUGAACCAAGAUGCUCAAGUUAAGGUCGAGCCCCGGCCUGACUCAUCGAUCACGAUUUCCCAGGAACCCAGUGAUGAUGACUUGGAGAAGGAAAAAGAAAAGGACAAGGAGAUAGAGAAAGCCCUCCCAGAUGCUCAGCAAGAACCGCCCAUCGAAGAAACAGCCUACAAGGAUCCCACUUCGCCUGAAAUAGGAGAGAAAGAUACAAGCGGCUGGAAAAUGGUAGAACCGAUUCAAAAUGCUCUGCCUGAGGAGCAGGCUGAGCCGGAUUUCUCCAGUACAGCUCCUUCUCAGCAACCAGCCCGGAGACAAGACGCCCAGCUUGAUCGACCGCGUGGUCUCUCCGCCACACCUUUUCAAGAAGCGGCUGGCAAGGAAGAAUUGAAGGAAAAGGGAAAGGAGAAAGCGACGGAUUUCUCAGACGCUCAGCAGGAACAACCUACCAGAGAGACAGUCGAGAAAGAUAUCCCUCCGCCCUACGAGAGUCAUGAGGAAGACGAGGCAGUAAACCCUCACCAAGAAGUCCGGCCUGAGCCCCAGCGAAAGCCUAGUCUCUCCAUUGCCAUUCCUUCCCAAGAUUCCGAAGACGAGCUGGAGGAGAAGUACGCAAAAGCAAGAGAAAAGGAUACGGACUUCCAUGAGUUCGACACCAUCGACGAAGAAUGGACCGCGUCCGAGAUAAUGAGGGAGAGAGAAAGACAUAAGCACGAAUUCGACAUCCACUCUCCCGCUGAACUUCUUUGGGAUCCUCACAAGUACUUCAUCACGCCUCGGCCUUUUGGAGGGACGGGAUCUCGUUCGUUCGGUGGAAGUCUAGCGCCCAGGUCCUAUGAGCCGCCAAAGAUCCAAGACGAUGACAUUGACAUCUCUGACCCGGAUGAGGAUAUCUCUCCUCCCAAGUCGGGGCCUUCUGGUCUGCCAGAAAAGGAAAUUUCUGCGCCAGAGUCGGCGGAAAUGACAGCAUCAAUUCGGGAAGAGAAGUCGGAGAACUCUGAGGACAUGGGCAUUGCGGGCACUCGUGAUGAAGAAGAGCAACCGAAGAAGACUAUCCCAGAAACUCGGCAUGCUCACGUUGGGGAGGACAAAGCGAUCGUACCUGACAUCGAGCUUACGCCACCGAUAAAGGAUGCAAUCGUUCCUACGGUUCCAGUUACGGCACCCAAGGAAGAGGAGCAGACAUCAUCAACUCCUGACUUCGGUGGCGUCGCUGAUGCAACUGUUGCUGCGGCAGUAAAUGCAAGAGAGAGUCAUCCCACCCUAGAGGCUCAGUCCGAUGCCAAGGAGGAUGAGCCGGCUGUCCCUGAGGGGGGAGUUGCGAGAGAUCUACCUGUGGAGCCAAAGGGUGACCUGAACUCCGAGAUACCACCAGCGGAGGAGUCUACUGCUACGACUGAGCUCGAUUUUCUGGACGCAAGCCAGCAGUCGGAGGAUGGGCAAGAGCCUUACCGCACUUUGUCCCCUAUAAUGGAAGAACCAGACCUGGAAUCCGAAAGGUCGCAAAGCGUGGAUAUAGCGCAUGAUGAGCAGACCCCUACUCAAGAAAGUGAGGAGAUGGAAUCGGCAGCACCUACUGCUGAAGACAAGUUUGUAUCACGGGAACCGCUUGACAAACAAUACCCUGUACCCGAGGUAGAACCGGCGGCCACCGCGCCAGAAACUGAACGUGGCCCAGGUGUCAUCACCGAAAACGUGCAGAAUACUGGUGAAGCGAGCCAGGAGGCCCAGCCAAGCGAUGAGGCCCAGAGUGUUACGACGGAGACCGCGACUUCUCGAGACGGGUACGCCGAGUCAACCCAGGACUCCGGUACUGAUUUCUGGGACGCCGUUGAAAAGCAUGAGGAGGGAGAGGGAAGCAUUGCUUCGUCACUCGACCGUCCAAUUGAUACAUCGGAACCACCCACUCCACGCGAAUGGAGGACUGAAGCAUCUUUCGAACCGGAAGUGCCUGCUCAAGAUGUUCAUGUUAGCCCCGCCGAAGAGUUUUCGAGAUCUACUCCUGUCGAGGAAGAAAGGCAGGAUGCUCGUACGAAGCCGGAGGACCAGCUCCUCGAGAAGACAGGAAACAACACACAAGCUCCGAUUGAAGCCCAGGACGCAAUUUCCCGGUCUGGGACUGCCUGCGACGAGCUGCAGCGACAAAUCGAGCCUGCAGUUGCUGACAGCGAGCAAGUACCAGGUAAAUUGCCCGAGAAGGCCGAGCAACUCAUCGCAAAUGAACCCGAGGGUCUCGUGAAAUCUGCAUUGGAAGUAAACCCGGAGGCGGCCGCGGAUAUCGAAACGCUUGCAAAUGCGGCUGAAAAGUUCCCUCAAGCAAAAUCAAAGGAGGAGUACGAAAAGGAUCGCAAGUUCUUUUCUUCCUUAGAGCCCCUGACAGAGACAGAAGCCGAACACUUCCAAUCGGUUGAUGCUGCGGCGGGGGCGGGGACGUUUGAAACAAGCGGUGAAGUCCCAGCUACUGAUGCACGCCAUCAGAGCCCCGAACCUGCGGGUGCUCGAGACGUUGAACUGGUGGUACCCGCAGCAAGCGAGAGCGAAUUAAUUGCGCCUGUGGAGAAAUUGGAGUCCAAUAUUGCCGCACAUGGACCGUUAUCGCUUAAAGCUGAACAGACACCUGCGUCUGCACUAUCGGAACCGGGAACCACACCGGAAGACAAACAAGAGAUGGAGGAUAGCGGGGAAAGAAGCAAACAUGGGUUUCCCUCGGCCACCCUCGAUAAUGCUGCGUCUAUCGAACUACCACCAUCCCGCCACGCAGAAAUCGCAGAAGUGGACGUCCCCACUGCCACAUCUGACAUAUUACCAUCCUCUGUCACACCAACCGAGGAACCAAACCAGAAACAAUUGAUUGAAAGAGAGAUGCCUCGUUCUAUCGCAGACAGUGAGAGCCUUGCCGAUGUAGUGACGGCGGCCCAAGAGGGAAAAGAGAAAAAGGAGAGAAGAAAGGAGCAUCACGCUGCAUCGCUAGAUGAAUCUGUCCCGGCGACUCCGCAAGAUGAAACUGCUUCGAUAGACGAAAUUUUUCCUGUUAAGGCACCUUCGGUCGAGGAAGAUAAUGACAUUGCCCAUGAGCCGACCGAAGUCAUUCCAGAACAGCCUAGAGAUGACGUCCCGCCCGCAGAUAUCGAGCAUACACAAACUCCCGAGACAAGCGUUGAACAAAACCCACCCAAAAGCGAUGCACCAAUUUAUCCGGAAGCUACUAGUGUGCAGGGGCCUAUUGCGGAAGCCGAACCCAUCCAAGAAAAGGCCCAAGACGAAAGUGCACCUACAGUGGAAACCUCUGGUACAACUGGUGAGCCAACCGUAACAGAGCCGAAGCUUACUCAGGAAGAGCGCGAUAUCACUGCCAGCAUGGAGCCGGUUUCGACAAGCUCGGGUUACGUUGAGGAAGCACCGAAGGAAGAUCCGGCGGUGAAUACCGAUGUCACCGCUUCUGCCCAGAAUCCAACUGUGAUUGAACCGAGCUCUGCAAAGGAUGUGCCCCAAGACGACGCGGUGCAUGUUCAAGACCAAACUGAGAGCGCCGCGACUGUUACUGAGAAUUUCCAGGAGCUUCCAAGUCUCGAAAAGAACAAUGAAGAGGCACCAGUCACUGAACCGCCAAGUCGCACGAACUCGAAAAAGAACAAGAAAAAGCACCGUCGCUCGGCCUCGUCAGAAGUUAAGCAGCCUACUCCUGCUGAAGACGUGACAGACACCCCUUCUAUUGACGUAUCUUCCGAAGCACCUGCCGCCUCGCAAGCAACUGAAGAGAAGCCUGUCGAAAGUCCAGUGACUGAGACCCAAAAGGGGCUCCACCCUACUAUGUCCAAGAAACAAGCUAAGAGGGAGCGAAAGAAGCGCAGGUCAAUGGGCCAAUCACCUGAUGAGCUUCCUGUAGAGUCCGCGCAGCCCACUGCCGUGCACGAAGCGCCCGCUCAAGUGCUGCAACAGCAGGCCCCGGCGCAAAAGGAUGACGAGUCUAUUGCACAAGAAGUUCAGCAUAUCAAAGAAAAGGAGGAGGCAAAGUCUGAUCUUAAAGCUCGGCCAUUUGAGUCAAAAGAAGCAGGAUUACUCAGUCCUACAUCUGAAGCAGCUCAAGUGAAGGAACCUGAAGGAUCCACACUACACCCUGCAGGUGCUGAGGACACCAGCUCCUUGCCAGGAGAUGCAAAGAAUAAAGUCAGACACCACAGAAGACGCCGGUCCAGAAUCCUAGAGCAGCUCGCCGAAGCCGAAGCCGAGCGAGAGCGAGCAAAACAAGCUUCAACCAAAGAAAAUCCCACGGGAACGUUGCCUGUGACCGAGUCCAAGCCUACUGCACCUGUUGAGGAUUCCGAUAGAACAAGGACGAGAAGCCCCUUUCGCUUUCCCUUCCUCGGAACAGGUUGAUGACAACCAGGUAGCACCUGCUCUGAACGAAGAGCCUCUUGCCCAGCAAUCACUAGAGGAACCUCAAGCUUCCGCUAGACCUACAGAGGUGAACAAGGACAUGGAAUCUCAGGCAGGUCACGACAGUCAAGUCGAGCAAUGCACUCAAGAAUUGGCGCCCAC
Aspergillus ruber CBS 135680 is the source of this 6848-nucleotide messenger RNA. RefSeq lists its product as uncharacterized. The coding region runs from base 159 to 6686 and encodes 2175 amino acids. NCBI's taxonomy places the organism in Eukaryota, Fungi, Ascomycota, Eurotiomycetes, Eurotiales, Aspergillaceae. The transcript is spliced from 2 exons. The record is from RefSeq and is a predicted model, not a curated record.